CAGCGACGCUGCGUGAAGCGUUCCGAGCAGCAUGAUUGAACCGCAACCGUACACGGUCCCGUCAUCCCCUCGUGACGAGACGAACGCAAAGACGAACAGUGGUAGUCGAGCGGACGUAGCGUGCGUGCACUUGUGCUGCAAACGCGAAGCAAAGUGGACACAAUUCGACAAUUAUAAGCACACAGUGAACGGAAUAUAAAUAGCGAGUACCGACGACCAAGGAGAUGUAUCUUGCACUAGAGGAAUGAAGAUAAACGAAAAUAGGGGGGUCACGAUCUUAUUAUUCGAGUUCGCGUGGGUCGGUACGCUCGGUUACGAUUAAGUAACAACACGCAAGUUGAUAGUCGCCUAGUAACAUCGAAGUAUCAUCUUGAUCAAAUAGCCGCUUCUGGCGCUUCGGUUCGAAUCUCCCGCCGUGCAGAGCGCCAAUCCUCAAACACCGUGGCAAUAGGUGCAUACCCACCAAUCGUUCGUGAUGCUGCACACGAGGAUCCUCGCCGUUGCCGCAGCAUCGCCUGUCCCGAUCGAAAAUCUCUUCCCGUCGUGGUUGUUACACAGAUUCGGCAGCCAUGUUCUGGUCAAACGUUCGAUUGGUGAUCGUGCCCUUAACCGUGGCCAAAUGUCGCGCGAAGUUAUGCUCAAGAAUUACAUGAAGACACGUGAAAAAUAUAAGUCAAAGAAACUUCCGCAAGAUGUGAACCCAAAAGGAGUAUUCGCCUGUAACGAACUCGACUUUAAAGAAGUCCAAGUCUAUGGAUUCGAUUACGAUUACACGUUGGCCUGUUACACGCCAUCCAUGGAUUACCUGCUCUACAACCUCGGCCGCGACAUGCUCAUUCAGAAGUACAAGUACCCCGAGGGAAUCGGCAAGCUGGAGUACAAGAAGGAUUUCGCUGUUCGUGGCCUCCAUUACGACAUCGAAAAGGGUCUGCUGCUGAAACUCGACAGCUUCCUGCAAAUUCAAUUUGGCACCGUUUACCGUGGUUUACAUCCACUCCCUGACGACGAAAUCCUUAGGCUCUAUAAAAACCGGAUAAUACCGAUUGCUUACGUAGAAGCGCCUCAUAAGCAUUCUCAUAAAGAUCCACCGCACCGAACAAAAAUGGUUCAAUUGGCUGAUUUAUUCUCGGUACCGGAAAUGGGUCUUCUUUGCAACGUUACGGAAUACUUUCUUAAUAACCAUAUCGACUAUCAUCCUGAAAUACUCUUUAGAGAUGUGAAGAACUCUGUAAAAAUGUGUCAUCCUAUUAUGCACGGAAUGGUAGUAAAAAAUGUAUCCGAAUAUUUGGAACAGAAUAGAGAUUUAAAGACAUUCUUCGAUCGACUAAAGGCAGCUAAGAAAAAUAUGUUUCUCGUGACCAAUAGUCCUUUUCAUUUUGUUGAUGUUGGAAUGAAAUUCUUGGUUGGUGAUAACUGGAAAGAUUAUUUCGAUGUAGUGAUAGUUCAAGCAAGGAAACCGAAAUUCUUUACUGAAGAAUCCCGACCUCUGAGAAUAUACGACGAAGUGAACAAAACGCAGCUAUGGGAUCGAGUCACUAAACUCGAAAAGGGCGUUACAUAUCUUGAAGGCACGGUUAAACAAUUGCAAGACAUGACCGGUUGGCGAGGACAACAAGUAUUAUAUUUUGGAGACCAUCCUUAUAGCGAUUUAGCAGAUGUAACUUUGGAACACGGUUGGCGGACUGGAGCCAUAAUAAAAGAAUUAACGCACGAAAUUACAACAUUAAAUAAUCCAAAAUUCAAAGAAAAUGCCAACUGGUUACAAAUGCUGACAGGAUUGAUCGAAGAACAUCAAGAUUAUGAAGGACCAGAUGUGGAAGCAGUACUAGAAGAAUGGAUCAAUGAAAGGGAUAGAUUAAGAAAUGAGAUAAAACGAGUAUUUAAUAAGCAAUUUGGCUCUGUAUUUAGAACAUAUCAUAACCCUACAUAUUUUUCGAGGAGACUUUUUAGGUUUGCCGAUAUUUAUAUGAGCGCGAUUACAAAUCUGUUAGAAUACUCAACAAGUCAUACCUUUUAUCCAAGAAGAGGUGUAAUGCCACAUGAAUACACAAGUUACUUUGUAUAAAGUAUAAUUUGUACAUUUAGGUUUCGAAUUAGAUACAUUUAUCGUUUUGAAACAUCAAAAGCU
Molecule: messenger RNA, 2128 nt
Organism: Habropoda laboriosa
Lineage: Eukaryota; Metazoa; Arthropoda; Insecta; Hymenoptera; Apidae
Gene: Nt5c
Product: 5'-nucleotidase domain-containing protein 3
Exons: 9
Coding region: 476-2065 (529 amino acids)
Molecular function (GO): 5'-nucleotidase activity
Source: RefSeq, a predicted model, not a curated record